AUGGCUGAAAAAGAAAGUGAGCGUAACGCGAAUCUAAUCGCUGCUGGUGUUGGACCUUGCAACCCCCAGAACUACCCUCAACCGCUGACAACUCAUCCAAUCUACGCCGAACGGGACGCUGCAGAAACAGAGGUAAAUGAAAUGCCAGUCAACUUGAAUCAAGCGGCAAACCUCCCAGAAGGCCCGAUCCAACUUCCUCGAAUUGAAGAAGUCCUUGACGGGAAGGCCAAUUGGGUGGAAUGGGAACGCAAGGUGAAGGCCAUUCUGGCAAGCAAAUCUCUCCACCCUUUGAUCGACAAGAAAAUACCACGCCCCCAAUUCGCUCCAACGGAUGCAACGGCCAAUAGAUGGCGAUUGUGA
Messenger RNA from Penicillium cosmopolitanum, 360 nucleotides. RefSeq lists its product as uncharacterized. The record is from RefSeq and is a predicted model, not a curated record. The transcript has a single exon. Lineage: Eukaryota; Fungi; Ascomycota; Eurotiomycetes; Eurotiales; Aspergillaceae. Bases 1 to 360 code for a protein of 119 amino acids.